AUGGUUAUGCCUAGCGUCCGGCCUUCCGACUCAUCUUUUGAAAAAGCGGCGUUUUGGAUAUUGACUGGUUUGCUGACGAAGAGAGACUGUGGAUAUCAUUUUAUCAGGAAUUUGCAAGGACAUCUGAAACCUCUGGGAUCGCAUACGCCGCCGAAAAUCGAUGUGGACGAGUUUACAAUUGAAAAUGCUCCCAGUCCCCCGGAAUUUUAUGAAAAAUACGUCAAACGAAGCAAAGCUGCCAUAUUUCGGAGUGCAAUAAAAGGUAGCCGGGCGUUCAACUUAUGGACCGAUGAAUAUAUUCGCGUACAUUAUGGAGAAAUGGAAGUUAGACUGGAAGGGAAACAUGAAAAGCACCAUGUACCACCGGUUGGAGAAAAAUAUUUAGGAAGAGACACUUUACGUCACUUUGUAGACACGUACCACGAUUCCAAUGAUAAUACAUAUAUUGUGUCGGAUCUGCCCUCACCAAUGUACAAGGAUGUGGAUGUCGUUCCUUCACUGGGGGCAUGUGGUGAGAUGAGUCGCCGUAUUAUUGAAGUGGAUAUUUGGUGGAGCGGUGGUGGAACUUCGAGUAUUCUGCAUAAGGACGCUUUCCAUCAGAUGAAUUGUCUCGUGAACGGAACGAAGAAUUGGAAACUCAUUGAGUACAAAUACGAAAAAUAUAUACAUAAGCAUCCCGAGCCCGAAAGCGAACUUGGAGGCUUUUCGGACAUUGAUCCUCAAGCAGUCGAUUUGAUCGAGCACCCGCAUAUUUCAAAAACGGAAUGGUCAAACGUCACAAUAUACGCGGGAGACUGUCUUUAUUUGCCAAAAAGUUAUUAUCACCAGGUCGAAUCCCACGGAACCAACAACUUGGCGAUAUCUUUGCUUUUUGCGAGAUUUGAUAAUCGAAAGUCUUUGGAUUUUUCUGACUGCACCGGCAACAUCGAUUAUCAAAAAGCAAGACCUUUAAGUGAAUACAACGUUCAACUUGUUUGGAAAGGAACAGGAAUGAUGGUGAUGGGAAGAUCAGAUUUAGAAGAACAAUAUCGGGCAUCUCUUCUAAAAUUAACUAACGAUCAUGAAUCGAAAGGCAAACUGUGUAAUCUGGAAUCUAUUGAAAAAAUGUUUUGGGAAAUCGCACCACCAGAAGGACAACGAAUGUUGGGAGAUAUGAAUAAGGCAUUUCUAAUCAUGGAUAAAAAUAAAGACGGAUAUAUAUCGAAUAAAGAAAUUGCAGCGCUAACAAUUGAUGAGUUGAGGCUUAUUGGCGACGAGGUAUCCAUGUACGAGCCAUCCAACAGCUAUAAAUUUGAAUACUCUAUUAUAUCUUUUGAAAACGUAUGGGCAGCUCUUCAUUAUUAUUUGCACGAAUACGAUUCCAUAGACAGAGACUUGUGGAUCAGCAAAUAUAAGCUACUUGGUGGCACCGAAGAAUUUGGAGACGAGAUUUUCGAUAAGUUAUCGAGUGGAAAAACAAGUAUUAUAAGUAAAUAUUACGGAAGAUGACAUUUGGAAUGCUUUGGAGAACUGGAUUUAUUAUUGGGCACCACAGUAUUCCGAUUUACCCCAUAGGCCAGAGAAAAAGGACGGUCCGGCGCUAAUGAAAUUUCUCGAAGAUGGAGAAUUUGACAUUCUGGAA
Molecule: messenger RNA, 1621 nt
Organism: Styela clava
Lineage: Eukaryota; Metazoa; Chordata; Ascidiacea; Stolidobranchia; Styelidae
Source: RefSeq, a predicted model, not a curated record